Molecule: messenger RNA, 588 nt
Organism: Drosophila busckii
Lineage: Eukaryota; Metazoa; Arthropoda; Insecta; Diptera; Drosophilidae
Exons: 2
Coding region: 49-588 (179 amino acids)
Source: RefSeq, a predicted model, not a curated record
AAAACAAAACAAUAAUAGUUUACUUUACAACAGAGUACUUAAGCAAUCAUGGAAACAGUGGCAACUGAACCAGAAGCAGUGCAGAAGACUUUGGCUAACAAACUUCAAGUACUAUCAAUUGGAGAUCGUGAGAAACGUUUACCAUCCAGAAAAUUAGCAGAAGCAAAUAAACAAUCCAUUCAUGAUGACUUUUUGCCACAUCUUGCAAAACUUAUAUUGGGCACUCGACACCCUCCUGAAAUAAUUGAAAAUUGGGUCUUAUACGAUUGUAUUAAAGUGGGAAGUACAGGGAAUCCUAAGCGUUAUGGAUUUUACUAUAAUAGGCCUGCUCCUAAUCCACUACUGAGUGGAUGCCCAUUUCACCGUCAAUCGCUGAUGGAUCGAGUUAAAGAGCGGUUUAGUGCAGAAAAAUGGGUAUCAGACUUUGAAAUAGAGACACCUUUAAAAACUAAACCUGCUGGUCUGCAUUAUCGCUCUGAUAUUUACAUACAAAACGCUGUAUCCGAUUGCUUCGAUCAAGAAGAGGAGCAAAUAUUUAAAUAUGUAUAUUAUCAGCAUGAAGAGUAUAUGAAGAGUAAAAAGAUAUAA